Molecule: messenger RNA, 2049 nt
Organism: Hemibagrus wyckioides
Lineage: Eukaryota; Metazoa; Chordata; Actinopteri; Siluriformes; Bagridae
Gene: atat1
Product: alpha tubulin acetyltransferase 1
Exons: 11
Coding region: 429-1319 (296 amino acids)
Biological process (GO): alpha-tubulin acetylation
Cellular component (GO): microtubule
Molecular function (GO): tubulin N-acetyltransferase activity
Source: RefSeq, a predicted model, not a curated record
UUUGCCUCUAAAUUUAGCCUCUGAUUAAAGGCAGGUUUUACGUUUUAUGGACCGCUUUAUAACCUCAGGAUAUAUUUUGUUUUUGUUUAUUUAAAAAAUAAACAUUUUGUAUUUUAGGAAACUCUACAGUCGGAGCUGAAGCGACUCGUAUAGUCUCGUGCAGAGCUGAUCGUGUUUGCGCGUGCACUGGUUUAUUGCAUUAGUACCAUGGCCUCUGAGUGGAACACAAUGAAGGACAGAAGAAGGAUCCUGGGAUAAAUUAGUGCAAGGCUGCAUGGUGUUAUAAAAGCACUGCUCAGUAUUUAGAGAGCCUGGGAUGUUAUUCAGCCUCAGCAUCCUCCAUGUGUAGGGUGUAGUGGCUGCUGUAACUCUAUUCAUUUGCACUGUAAUCUCUAUCUAUUUCUCUCCCUAUAUAUAAAUAUAUUGCUAUGGAUUUCCCUUUCGACCUGAACUCUCUAUUCCCAGAGAGGAUCUCAGUGCUGGAUCACAAUCUGUGUGCUGCCAGGAAACCUCACGGAAGACCUGAAGCCCAGACUCAGACUACCACCAUUAUUGAUGAGUUAGGGAAAGCCUCAGCCAAGGCCCAGAGGCUGCCUGCGCCGAUAACAAGUGCAGCGAAGCUUCAGGCUAACAAACAUUACCUCUACCUGCUGAAGGACGGAGAGAGGAACGGAGGCCGUGGAGUUGCAGUAGGAUAUCUGAAGGUCGGAUACAAGAAGCUCUUUCUGCUUGACCAGAGGGGGGCGCAUGUGGAGACCGAGCCCCUGUGUGUGCUGGAUUUUUAUGUGACUGAGAGUUUGCAGAGACACGGAUACGGCUUGGAGCUCUUCUACUUCAUGCUGGAACACAAGAAGGUGGAGCCUGAACAGAUGGCUUAUGACAGACCUUCCUCGAAAUUCCUGGCCUUUCUAGAGAAACACUUUGAACUUAAGCACAGUGUGCCUCAGGUGAAUAACUUUGUGGUGUUUGAGGGUUUCUUCAGGAACAGAUCAGGCGCUCCUUCUUCCCCUGUGACGGAUCAGGGGAUGUACGGCUUUUUCGGCCCAGUUGAGAAAGGCUCCUCCAAAAAAGCCAGAGGGAGAGAUCAAACCCUAUUCACUAAUGGAGAGAGAGGCUGUGAGAGAGGAGCAGAAGGCCCUCCCGUGGCCGUUCAUCCGCUCCACGGCCGCUCCUCAGUCCCCUCCUCUGGCGGCAUCCUCCCCGUUCUCUCGCUCCCUGAGCGUGGGCUCGUCCCCCAACCGCACUCCUCAUCCACAACCUCACAUCCCUCCACACAUGGUCGACAACUGCAGGACAAAACGCACCAGUUCCCUAAAUAGAUCUCAGCUCGGCUUCCGUUGACCUUUAAACUUUUAACGCAGAACUUUUACGAGCCCGAAGAUUUUUUAGCCAUUUCUCGUCCGGUUGUGUGAUUCGGUCCGUGUAUGGAUGUGGAAAUCGCCGGAAUUGCUCUUUUAGGGAUGUGAAAAUACGAACCCUGGGUUUUUUUUUUUUGUUUUUUUCGUAAUAUAUGGCAACGAAUGAAAAAAGGAAGUAACUUGUAACUUAGAGUAGAUAGGUUUUUGAAAUUUCCUUGUGUUUACUUCAUCAUGGAGCAAACCUGUUAGUGAUUACAGAAGUGUAAAUUCUCCCUGAAAUCCCCUUUCCUGUGGUUCAUGUUUAAUAAAUUUGUCCUGAUACUGAACUUUGAUCUCCAAUAAAAAAACAAAACAAAAAGCACUUCAACAAAAAUGUCAGUUUAAUUAUUUGUUGACGCCCAUGAACCGGAUUAGACGUCAGUGUGUGCUUCACUGAGCUCAGGAAAGAAGAAAUACUGCACAUGAAGUGGGAUGUUAAAAGUUAAGUUCCACGGUCAUUGCAUUCCUUAUUAUUUUGUCCACUUAAUGUUAUGUCCAUGAGCUAUAUAAGUUUGAGUUCCUAAUUAUGUUUCUUUCAUUUGGAUUUUUCCUCUUACGUCCUGUCAUCAUUUUCUUUUCUUUAUGGCAUGCCCCCUCCAUUCCUUCAUCCCCUCCUCCCCUCCCCUCCGUGUGUGUCCACUUCCCCCCCCAU